Molecule: messenger RNA, 777 nt
Organism: Ipomoea nil (Japanese morning glory)
Lineage: Eukaryota; Viridiplantae; Streptophyta; Magnoliopsida; Solanales; Convolvulaceae
Product: MDIS1-interacting receptor like kinase 2-like
Exons: 2
Coding region: 1-777 (258 amino acids)
Biological process (GO): protein phosphorylation
Molecular function (GO): protein kinase activity; ATP binding
Source: RefSeq, a predicted model, not a curated record
AUGCGUGAUAUCAGAAGUUUUUCAAAUGAGAUAAGCACAUUAACAAAUUUGAGGCAUCGGAAUAUUGUGAAGCUCUACGGCUUUUGUGCUCAUAAUAGACAUUCAUUCUUGAUUUAUGAGUAUUUACAAGGGGGGAGUCUAGCACAAAUUUUGAAUAAUGAUGAGAAAGCAUUGCAGUUGGGAUGGUUGGAAAGGAUAAACGUAGUUAAAGCUGUGGCUAAAGCUUUAUCAUACAUGCAUCAUGAUUGUUUACCUCCUAUUAUUCAUCGGGACAUAUCAAGCAACAAUAUUUUGUUUGAUUCUGAGAAUGAAGCUCAUGUAUCUGAUUUCGGGACAGCGAGAUUUUUGAGUCCUGAUUCGUCAAAUUGGACUGCAUUUGCUGGAACAAUGGGAUACAUAGCUCCAGAGUUUGCUUACACUGCAGAGGUAAACUGCAAAUGUGAUGUGUAUAGCUUUGGUGUGGUAACACUAGAAGUGCUUAUGGGGAAACAUCCCGGUGACGUUGUUACAUACACUUCUUCAUCCUCACUCACAGCAACUGCUGGAAUGCUUCUGAUGGAUUUGUUGGACCCUCGACUCUCAACUCCAAAAAGACACGAAGCACAGCAACUUGUGUUGGUUGCAAAGAUAGGAGUCUCUUGUAUGAAUUCCAAUCCUCAAUGUCGGCCAACUAUGCAACAAGUUUCUAUGAUGCUAUCCAAGGAAAGGGAUUUCCCCAAUUUUUCCCCUGAGAUCACUUUAUGGCAGUUGUUUGAUCUUGAAUUUCAGAAUCCAUAA